Molecule: messenger RNA, 3580 nt
Organism: Caenorhabditis angaria
Lineage: Eukaryota; Metazoa; Nematoda; Chromadorea; Rhabditida; Rhabditidae
Source: the annotation of a GenBank genome assembly
AUGGGCGAAGGUGAAAUGUUGGAUGAAGAUUGUAUCGGAGCAACAUGUAACAAUGCCAGUCCACCCGCCUAUUCCAACGAUAUUCUGAUGGACGACGAUGUUUAUGGUGAGCUGAUUGUUUUGGGUUUCAAUGGUCAGACCGAGAAUAAAUCGACGUCGAAGCGGUAUUUGACGAAGAUGACGUUGAGACGGAGAGAUUUGGCGAAUGGCAUCAAAAAAUGCACGGUACACAAUUAUAACGGACCGGCUGGUGAUCAUAAAUUGGUGAAGGACAAGGAUCGACAUACGGUGGCGUUUCAGUGUGAAACGCACAAAUCGGUGAUUAUUGAGUAUGGCAAUGAUCCGACGAAGGAUAUGUUUCAGGUGGGGGGUUUUGGGGGACGGGCUUGGGAACUGGGCUUUUAGGCCUGAAAAUUCGGGAUUUUUUGAGCCUAGAUUCGGCCUAGGAACUUAGGGUUUUCAGCUUAAUCUUGAGGAACUUUUCAGCCUAGAUUUGGCCUGAAAAUUUGGGAUUUUUUGAGCCUUAAUUCGACCUAGGAACUUGGGGUUUUCAGCCUUAUUUUGUGCGAUUUUUAAAGCCUAAAUUCGGCCCGAAAUCCCGGAUUUUUAGGCCUGAAAAUUCGGGAUUUUUGGAGCCUAGAUUUGGCCUAGAUUUUCAGGGUCUAAAAAGGUCUUGAAAUUCCAAAUUUUUAGGCCUAAAUUCGGCCUAGGAAAUUGGGAACUCAGCUUAAUCUUGAGGAAAUUUUUGAAUUUCGCACCUUGAAAACUUGAGCGGGAAAUUUGAAUUUUUGAAUUUCGCGCUUUUGAAAAAUUUAGCGGGAAUUUGAAUUUUCGAAUUUCGCACCUUGAAAAAUUAAGCGGGAAAUUUGAAUUUUUGAAUUUUGCGCCCUGGAAAAUUAGGCGGGAAAUUUGAAUUUUUGAAUUUUCAGAUCGGUCGAGCUUCAGACGAGCAAAUCGAUUUCACAAUCAUCGACACCUGGAUGUUUUUACCGGAAAGUGGUGAGUGUAAGCUUCCACGUGGCGGCAAGUUACGCUAACUUUUUCCAGCCACCAACAUCGCGAUGCCCUCUCGACCGCAAGUCGAAAUUCUCGAAAAAGGCGAUCGAACUUCAACAAUAUCCCGAUUUGCCUGCCGGAUUCUGAUAGAUCGUGAAAAUUCGAACAAGGCCUAUUUGUAUGCGGCCGGAUUCGAUUCACAUCAUAAUAUUUCGAUUAAUGUGAGUCUUGCGAGCGGUAGCGAGUGUAAGCGGAAGCUUCCGCGUAGCGGCCACGCGGAUUACUAUGACGUGGAAUACCAGUCACGCUUCGACGACAUGGCAAUCCACGUGGCCGCUGAAGCGGAAGACAGUGCCGCUACGCGGAAGCUUGCGGUUUACACUCGCCACGCUCAGAAAAACCAUGCCGGAUCUGAAAAUUUCAGUGAAAAUCAAGAGUUUUUCAAGAUUUUCACUGAAAUUUUGAGAUCCCGCGCAGGGAAAUCUAUCGCCAAUUUUUUUUUCGAGCGUAGCGAGUGUAAACCGCAAGCUUCCGCUUCAGCGGCCACGUGGAUUACUAUGACGUCGAAGCCUGACUGGUAUUCCACGUCAUAUUAAUCCACGUGGCUGCUUCGCGGAAGCUUGUGGCGGCCCAGAAGCCUAGAAGCCCCCCCAAAAAAACCCCAAAUUUUCCAGCAAAAAGCCUUGAAAUGGGCCAGCCCAGCUGGAGAAGUCGACGGACUUACCACAAAUGGCGUCCUCAUCCUUCACCCCAACAAAGAUGACCUCAUCGAUCAGACGAUCGAAAAACCAAUGUAUAAAUGGCGAGAAGUGUCGAUAAACGGCAAUGUGUACGAGCCGCGAAUCACGCGAAGCUCAUCGACACGCGGCGCGCUCGUUCCGGAAUGGACGAACAUGUUGCAGGACGGCACGUUGAUCGACCUGUGUGGAGCGACGAUUUUGUGGAGGACGGCCGAUGGGCUCGAAAGAUCGCCAAAGUUACGCGAACUUGAGAUGGCGUUGGAUCGAUUGAAUGCCGGAAAACCGCAGUGUCCGGUGAAUUUGAAUACGCUGGUGAUACCGAAGAAGAAGAGUAGUCGAGGGGCGAGUAGGAGACAACCAUAUGUGAGUUUUUUUCUGGGGAGGGGGGGGGUCUAGGCUUCUGGGAGGUUUGCAGGCUUUCCGGAAGGUUUUCAGGCCUUCCGGAAGCUUCAGAAAGGUUCCUAGACCUUCCGGAAGCUUCAGGAAGGUUUCCGAAGGCUUCUGGAAGAUCCUAGAAUGCUCCUAGUCUCUGCCGGAAGCUUCUGGAAGGUCCUUAGGCUUUCCGGAAGCUUCUGGAACGUAAUUAUACCUUCCGGAAGGUUUCAAGCCUUUCCGGAAGCUCCUAGAAUGCUCCGAGGCUUUCCGGAAGCUUCAAAAAAGUUUCCAGGCCUUCCGGAAGCUUCUGGAAGGUUCCUAGGCUUUUCCGGUAGCUUAUAGAAUGUUCUCUGGCCUUUCCGGAAGCCCUUGGAAGGUUCCUAGACUUUCCGGAAGCUCCUGGAAAGCUCCAAGGCUUUCCGGAAGCUCCUAGGCUCUUCCGGAAGCUUUUGGGAAGCUCCAAGGCCUUCCGGAAGCUUCUGGAAGGUUCCUAGGCUUUCCGGCAGCUCUUGGAACGUUAUUAUACCUUACGGAAGCUCCAGGGCUUUCCGGAAGCUUCAUAAAAGGUUUACAGACCUUCCGGAAGCUUCUGGGAGAUUCUUAUGCUUUCCUGAAGCUUUUGGGAAGCUCCAAGGCUCUCCCGGAAGCUUUUGGAAAGCUCCAAGGCUUUCCGGAAGCUCCUAGAAUGCUCCGAGGCUUUCCGGAAGCUUCAGAAAAGUUUCCAGACCUUCCGGAAGCUCUUGGAAGCUCCUAGAAUGCUCCCAGUCCUUCAGGGAGCUCAUGGAAGGGUUUCUAGCCUUUCUCAAAGCUUCUGGGAGGUUCUUAGACCUUCCUUAAGCUCCUUAAAUGUUUCUAACCCUACCGGAAGCUCCUAGAAUGCUCCAAGGCUUUCCGGAAGCUUCAGAAAGGUUCAUAGGCUUUCCGGAAAAAACCGCUAAAGCGAACGAUAGUGCCGCUGCGCGGAAGCUUGCGGUUUACACUCGCUCGCGCUUGAAAAAUGCAAUUCCAAAUUUUCUUCUAGGUCUACCUCCAAUGCGGUCACGUGCAAGGCAAACACGAAUGGGGAGUUCACCCGACGCCAGGCGGACAACGCGGCGGAAAAUGUCCGAUUUGUCUCAUCGAAUCCGAGCGCAUCAUUCAGCUCACAAUGGGCAUGGAACCAUCGUUUCACCUCGAUUCCGGAACCCUGGACUAUGCUUUCAACCCGUGCGGGCAUAUUGCUAGCAAGCAGACGGUUUUGUGAGUGUUUUUUGAAUUUUUGAAUUUCCCGCCUAAUUUUCCAAGCCGCGAAAUUCGAAAUUUCCCAAUUUUACAGAUACUGGUCGCGGAUUCCGCUUCCGCAAGGCACCUGCCGCUACGAUCCCGUCUGCCCAUUUUGCUAUCAACUUUUGGCCACCGAAAAACCGUUUAUUCGCCUGAUUUUCCAAGAUAAUUGUUUCGACGAAGACACAAUUUAUACAACUAACUAA